Messenger RNA from Astyanax mexicanus (Mexican tetra), 3451 nucleotides. It is a transcript of the gene borcs6, whose product is annotated as BLOC-1 related complex subunit 6. Gene Ontology annotation, cellular component: BORC complex. The transcript is spliced from 6 exons. Bases 92 to 1354 code for a protein of 420 amino acids. Gene Ontology annotation, biological process: lysosome localization. The record is from RefSeq and is a predicted model, not a curated record. Lineage: Eukaryota; Metazoa; Chordata; Actinopteri; Characiformes; Acestrorhamphidae.
CUGGGCUCGGGUUUUACAGGGCAGGGAUUGGUCGCGGCUCGGUUAGCUGCAGUGUUCGCUCUGAGGAAGGAAAGCUGAAGCAGGUUGAGGGAUGAGCCACUCCCCUGGGAUUGGCCAUGACUUGCAGGAGGCAACCAAUGGGGUUGAUUGGAUGAGCACUCAUGGAUCCACCUCUUUGAAGUAUCGGGAUGGAGGCGCUUGCCCAGAGCAGGACUCUCAGGACGGAACUGUAGCAGAAACUGAUGGACACACACCUCACACACCUCACACACCCCACACCACAGAGUCGGUGUGCAGACAAACAGACAAACACUCAGACAAACCUCACACCAACACACACACCCCUGACCAAGAUCCCCCACACACACCCCACUCACAACCAGCGUCCAAACACUGCUCGGACUCAGCCGACCCUGAUCACACACACACUAACGAUGGGUGGAGAGGAGUGGAGGAAGAGGAGGACGGAGGAGAAGAUGAAGAUGAGCCAGUGAAAGAAACCACCACAGAAAAUCCACCAACCUCAGAAGCUCCGCCCACAGAACCGCCCAGCAGAACCGCGUCUGAAGACGAUGCUCCUUCUUCCUCUUCCACGCCACCUGAGCAGGCCCCGCCCCUGGUUCCAGCCCCUCCCCCUGGUUCAGACCCCGCCCCCGUGGUGUCGGAGGCUGACGCGUGGCAGCGGCCGGUGCAUGUGAUGGCGGAGGUGCGCGUGCACUCGGCGCCGGAGCGGGAGCGGGUGGUGCGGGGGAUGCAGGACAGUAAGAGUCUGGACGGGAUCAGUAACGCGUACGGAGGAGGACCCCGGGGCUCAGGGGCCAAAGGGGGCCAGGCUGAGGGCCGCAGGGCCACCAUCUCCAGUGCUCUGGAACUGGAGGGGACCGUGAGCCACGACGGAGAUCUCACGCACUUCAUCACCAAGAACCUGGAGCAGAAGAUCAAGAUGAGCUCGAGACCCAGUCUCGACACCGACUGCGAGUCGGACUGUUCGGGUCCGGUGGUCCGAGGUCGGGGGUCGUCGCGUCGGCCGGCUGAUAUCCCCCCUAUUGACCCCUCAGUGCUGCUGGAUCUGCAUAAACACACACAGGAAGUGGCGCAGAGUGUGGAGAUGAUGCUCCGCAGCCUCAACGGAACCAUCCAGAACAUGACGGCUCUGAGUGUGGGCUAUAUUCAGACCUACAGAGACUCGGUGGAUAGUUUGGGAGAGUCGGUGGAUAUGAGCAUAAAGGGAAUGUACACGCUGAUGGCUCGGUGUGAGGAGCUGGACCGCUCCAUGCAGCCAAUCCAGGCCCUCGCCGCUCAGAUCAGAGACAUCAAACGCACGCUGGACACCUUGGAAGCCAUCUGCAAGUAACCAAGCAACCGGCGGCCACAGGCCACGCCCCCCUCGGCGACUCGGAAGCUCCUGGAGAUGCUUUGCGAUGAAACUCCGCCCUCUGCAGACAGUUUGCUAAUUAUCAUGCAACCCAAUCACUUUGCUAAUGAUUGUGUCUCCUAGCAAUGCUCUGCAAGCGCUCCUCCCCUUAGAGACCGCCUUGCUCUAGCACCUCCCCUUGGAGACGACCUGUUGUUAGCCCCUCCUCUUUUUGUGGCUCCUCCCCCUGUAGGAUAAUUGUGAGGGGGAGGGAUAAGCGAGAGAACGGACUCUCGGUGAGCUCACACCGUCCGGCAUUCUCACGGCACACUGUACCACCGAGAACUGCGGGAGUAUUUAUGAAGUAUGAAUGAAGUAUGUUGAGUGUGUGUAAGAGUGUGUGUACGAGUGUGUGUGUUAAUUAUGUAACAGAUAAUAAGUCAAUGAUGUUUACUGUACCUCCUCCUCGCUUCUGAAGGCCUGAGAUUAGAGUGGAGAAGGUCUGAUGUUGGUAUUCGUCGUGUGGAAUACCGUCGAUAGAGUUGGGAGAGGGCCUGAGGCUGCUCUUACAACACUGACCAUCCAUCAUCUCCAACACUGUGUUCAGACUGACAGUCCUAAUCAGGUUUCUGUUUUUGGUAUAUCUAGAUUGAAUCUGAAUUAAUUUUGAUUGUCAGGAAAACCAGAAUUUACAUGAAAGUAUAUUUUUGGCAUAUAUUGAUUCAAUCCAGAUUGAGUUUGAUUGCCAAGACAUCCGAAUUUUUUGUUAUAUCUAGAUUGAAUCGGAAUUGAUUUGCAUUGUAUCUAGAUUGCUUUUGAUUGUCUGGACAGCCAGAAACAAUGUACAAGUAGAUUGUUGGUAUAUUUAGAUUGAAUCCGGAUUGAUUUGGAUUGAAUCCUGAUUGAUUUGGAUUUUAUCUGGAUUGAUUUUAAUUGUCAGGACAUUAAGAAUUCACACAUGUAGAUUUUUGGUAUAUCUAGUUUGUAUCCGGCUUGAUUUGGAUUACAUCUGGAUUGAUAUUGAUUGUCAGGAUAUCCAUAACCACAUAAAAGUAGAUUUUUUGCAUAUCUAGGUUGUAUCCAGAUUGACUUUAAUUGGAUCCGGAUAGAUUUUGAUUAAAUCUGGAUUGAUUUUGAUUGUCUGGACUGCCAGAAUCCACAUAAAAGUAGAUUUUUGGUAUAUCUAGAUUUAAUCCUGAUUGAUUUAAUUUGAAUCCAGAUUGAUUUAAAUUGAAUCCAGAUUGAUUUAAAUUGUCGGGACAGCCAGACUUCACAUGAAAGUAGAUUUUUGGUGUAUCUAGAUUGAAUCCAGUUUGAUUAGGAUUGAAUCCAGAUUGAUUCGAAUUGUCUGUACAGCCAAAAACCACAUAAACGUAGAUUUUUGUUGCAUAUCUAGAGUGAAUCCAGAUUAAUUAUAAUUGUCAGGACAUUAGAAUCCACAUAAAAUUGGAUUAUGUGGCGUAUCUCUUGCUGCAGUUGUAUAUCUGGAAAUUUUUGUGGUCUCUAAACUGACAAAAACUUGAACUAAAGGUUUGGAGGGAGAGUUGAUGAUGGUGAUGAUGAUGAUGAUGAUGAUGAUGAUGAUGAUGAAUUCCACUCUUUCUGCUUCCACAUAUGAACGCCUCAUCACCAGUUCUAUGCUCACAAGAUCUAUGCUGUUUCCACUCAGCCCAUGUAGCUACAGUUGUGAUGUUCAGAUAGGCAAAUCCCGUCUGAUCACUUUUGAAUAGGAGUGCAGACAGAGAACCGAAUCCGAUUUACCUGCAGUCUGAACACAGCCUCAUAAACUCCGAUAUGUUCUAUUAAUGGUCCUGGAGGCUGGGGGCGCUGUGGAGACGGCGUGUUGAGGUUGCGACGUUCGUGAGGACUGAAGAAGAUGCUGUAAGUUGCGCUGUAGUUGAACGUUAUCGUAAAUAAAAGGAGAUUGAGUGGAGGAAUGAAAUGAAGGAGUGCAGGACAGUCCCGUUCCUCUCUCCAGCCUCCCGUUCGUCCCGUCAGUCCUGUGCAUCUCCGCUUCUACAAUCCUGAUUUGUCUACCAGUCUGUCUGAAAUCUGUGUAUGUUUUAAAGAAUUAAUAUAACAAUACAUUUACUAGAU